Molecule: messenger RNA, 993 nt
Organism: Dioszegia hungarica
Lineage: Eukaryota; Fungi; Basidiomycota; Tremellomycetes; Tremellales; Bulleribasidiaceae
Product: bud site selection-related protein
Exons: 4
Coding region: 1-993 (330 amino acids)
Biological process (GO): pyridoxal 5'-phosphate salvage
Cellular component (GO): cytosol
Molecular function (GO): pyridoxal kinase activity
Source: RefSeq, a predicted model, not a curated record
AUGAACAAUUGUGCAGGCUCAUCUCCCUAUGCAUCGACAGUGACUAUCGAUAUGCGCAUCCUGUCCAUCCAAUCUCACGUAGUCUCUGGCUACGUCGGUAACAGAGCGGCCACAUUCCCUCUCCAAUUGCUAGGCCAUGAUGUAGACGUGAUCAAUACAGUCCAAUUGUCAAACCAUACAGGCUACGGCCAUACCAACGGACACAAGACCACCCCCGAACAGCUUAACGCGAUAUUCGAAGGGCUACAAGUCAACGGGAUAGACAAGUAUGACCGAGUUCUUACUGGGUAUAUACCCGGCGCAGAGGCUUUGCGGAAAGUCCAGGGCCACAUCCAGCGCUUACAACCCUCGAUCUACCUCCUGGACCCCGUCAUGGGAGAUAUCGGUACCGGUCUCUACGUCUCACCUGAUGUUGUACCGGUGUAUCGCGAGAUGCUGGGGCAAGCAACAAUGAUAACUCCGAAUCACUACGAGCUAGAGUUACUCUCAGAAACAAAAAUCAACAACCUUCACGAUCUAUCAUCCGCCUUGAGAAUCCUUCACGACAAGCACAAUCUCGAACAUAUCGCGGUAUCAUCGAUUUCACUUCCGGACCAAAUACCGGAUCUCCCGUCCCCUCCUUCCACCUAUACCGACCUGCUCGACCGCUCCUUAUCUGCAUCGUCAGAGACCCUUCUCUGCUUUGCGAGCAGCCGGAAGGGGGAACUCGUUGCUUUUGCUCUGCCAUCCCUAGAGGGGUACUUCAGCGGCGUCGGCGAUCUCUUUUCGGCUCUGGUGCUGGCGUUCUACGAGGACGACUUUGCUGGGGCGGUCGGACGCGCUCUUCAUGUCGUCCAGGCGAUUCUCCUUGGCACGGCUGCUGGUCGCUUCUCAAAAGAAGUGACCUCACUAGGAAGGGGAAUGAGGGAGAGGGAGCUGCGCAUCGUCCAGGCCCAAAGUCAUAUCCUCGCAUCGCAUAGGUGGCCCGGCAGGCGAGUAGAUACAUCGGGGUAG